UAUCAAAGUUGAUCAACAAGAGAGCCGAUUGUCAAUUCAUUCUUGAAAACGCUCGCUUCUUUUAAAACAAUUCGUGAAUAAUAUGGAACGUAGAAUAACUUUGUUUUUGCUUACAUUUGCAACGUUUUCAAUUGUCAAUGGAGAAGAACAACCAAUUGGUGGAUGUGGCUUUGGAUACGAAAUGUUGCUAGCAAAGCUGGAAACAAUUGAAGAAAGGCUUAUUGCAUUAGAAGCAAAGCUUGAGAAUGUACCUACACAGAAGGUUGAAGGACCAGAAAAAAAUCGCGCCAUUUCAAAGGAAGAAAGCAUUGUUCGGAGUAAUGAUGGAAUCGUGUUAUCCACCACUGUGUCUACAGUGUCUCUUGUAAAAACCGACCCAACACCCAAGUACCCCAUAGGUAUUGUACCAACCGAAGAAGAGCUUGCUGAUGGGGAAGGCAACAUAUACACCUCUUGCCGAGAGGUCCCAUCACGGGUCAGUGGUAAAUUUCUUAUCAGAAUUUCGGACGAUGCUCAACCGAUGAAUCUGCUCUGUGAAUUGAAUCCACUCGAUGGCGGAUGGAUCGUGGUGCAGAAUCGUUUCAACGGCACAGAAUCGUUCUAUCGCAACUGGAAAGAUUACGAAGCUGGGUUUGGCAAUUUGGAUGGCGAAUUUUGGCUCGGCUUGGAAAGAAUUAGCACCCUGGUAAACAAUGGCCGCGAAUGGGAGAUCAUGUUCUGGUUGAAGAACUUUGCGGGAGUAACACAGUAUUCACAGUUUUCCAAGUUUAUGCUUGGUAAUGCGACAGAACAGUACAUACUGAAGCAGGCUGGACAGUAUUCAGGCAAUGCUGGCGACUCGAUCGGUCGACAUGUGGGCAACAAAUUUACUACCUACGAUCGUGAUAACGAUCCAGCAUCGUACAACUGUGCGAAAAAACAUCGCGGUGGAUGGUGGUAUCACAAUACGUGUAUCACCAGCAAUCUGAACGGUGUGUACGGAUACACAGCGAGUGAACAAUCAAACACUUGGCUAACGAUGAAACCCAUUGGAUACGGUUUGCAAGCGUCGAAAAUCAUGAUAAGGCAACGGCUUUAAAGAACCUAAUUUAUGAGGCAAAG
This is a messenger RNA of Anopheles funestus (African malaria mosquito), 1101 nucleotides long. Its product is annotated as fibrinogen-like protein A. The transcript is spliced from 3 exons. The record is from RefSeq and is a predicted model, not a curated record. Lineage: Eukaryota; Metazoa; Arthropoda; Insecta; Diptera; Culicidae. The coding region runs from base 83 to 1078 and encodes 331 amino acids.